Malaya genurostris is the source of this 1775-nucleotide messenger RNA. RefSeq names its product mucin-2-like. The record is from RefSeq and is a predicted model, not a curated record. Lineage: Eukaryota; Metazoa; Arthropoda; Insecta; Diptera; Culicidae. The coding region runs from base 5 to 1771 and encodes 588 amino acids. The transcript is spliced from 7 exons. Gene Ontology annotation, molecular function: chitin binding. Gene Ontology annotation, cellular component: extracellular region.
UGUCAUGAUAGGGAUGUGCCCAUCGGAAAUGACAUUCGACGAAACGCAAAAACAUUGCGUUCAGACGAACGAAACACUACCAAACACGGUUAGAGUUUAUGAUGAGUCUCAUGACUGCGAUGUGAUGAUCCCGAACUGCAAUGAAGCUGGUAUAUUCCCUGUCCCAUCAAAUUGUACAUUCUUUUUCGAUUGUCAAGAAUAUCCGCACGGUUACCAUCAGUACGUAUUCAAAUGCCCUUUUCAAACCAUGUUUCAUCCAGAUUUACAUCGUUGUAUUCCGAUGACGAGGUGCUACCAUGAUCAGUUCGAGAUUUUCAAUCAUUUUAGCGGUGAAUAUUUUCCAAAAUGUACCGUUCGAGGUCAGUUUCGAACAUCAAACGAUUGCAACCUAUAUUAUCGCUGUAUUCCCAACAUGGAUGGAUCAUUCUUUCAAAUUCGAUAUGAAUGUCCGCCAACGAUGCAAUACAGUAUAGAACGGGAGCGAUGUGUACCAAGAUAUACAGAAAAUUGCUACUACAUGCCAUUGGAUAAGAUCAUCUUGGACUAUACCGAGAGACAUAAUAUAUCUUAUGAUGAUGGCGGUACUCAUCAUACAACUUCAAUUAGUACCAUAAACACCACCAUAACAACCAACGGUCCUUGUACAUGCACAACACCAGCACCUACCUCGGAGUGUUUCGCUUCCGAGAUAUCAACACCAAAUUCUCUACCAACUAGCCAGAUCACACAACCUUCAUCGACCAUUACAACAUCCAUUCCCGCAAACACCGCAAAUAGUGAAGCAACGACAACUCCAAUCAAAACUCAUACACCCGAAACUACGGCACACACCCGGAUCUCAACAGUUGUUACAACAAUUUCCACUAUGAGCGUGAAUAAUUCGAUAGGUGAUUUAACCAAAGCUAUAAUAACCAAUCAAGCGUCAACCUACAUGACUGAUGCGCCUAGUGAGGAAACAACUGAGGUUACUGACACCAAUGAAACAUAUGCAACAACGCCAUCUUUAGUAACAGAUUCCGCGUCAAAAACGAGUGUGACUUUCCAAUCAAGCACAACUGUAUCGGAAACAUUUGAUUCCACAGUGUCUACGUCUACUAUUACCGAUAUCUCAGAACAAAGCGACCCAAUUUCUAUCGAAACAUUUUCCACCAGCUCUGAAUUAGAAUCCACUGCAUUACCUACCCAUCAAGACCUGAAUUCAAGUGAUAUUUUUACAUCGACAACCUCCUUAUCACCAACUGAAAGUGAAGAUUCCGAUUCAUUCGAAUACGUCACAUGGGAUGACGAUAGUGUGAGUAGAAAUAAAUUCACACCAAAGCCAGCUACAACGCUCAGAUCUAACAAACCUCGUGUUCGGUAUAUCGAAAAUAGUACCUAUAUCUUUCCGGACUCCAAAUCUUGGGAAAAUUCCUUUGACGAAGCGCCAGAUGCAGACUGUACUAUUAAUGAUGAGUCGUGCAGAUCAUCGAGCAUCGGUUUAUCGAUCCUAGAUAAUAGCACUGUAACUGAAUCAUCAGAUUCGAUAACAGGUACUUCAUCACCACAGUUGAACGAAGUGCAGUGUUUCUGCAAUGACAAAGGAGGUUUAACCUGCGACGGUGUCGAAGGACUACAGAAGGGAGUGAUGGAAAUUCCCGGUUAUAUUCUACGUAUUCGAGAAAUUACCAAAAACAAAUGCGAAAAGAAUGCUGAUUUGAAUGCCAUCAUCGUACUGCGAUUGCGCUAUCCCAAUUCCUACCGAAUAGAGGCCGUUGCCAAGAAAUGUGACUAAGGAC